UUUUUAUAUAUGUAAACAAUAUGUUUUGGCUUUAUUUUAGUAGCGCAGUCACAUUUUAAUUGUAUUUUACGACCCUUCGAGAUUGAUUAAAUACAUUUUUAACUGUAUUUUACGACCCUUCGAGAUCGUCUUGAACGCAACAUCCGGGUCCUGCCAUGCUCGCUGUCGUGAACGCGCUCACGAUGCCAGCUGGCUAGCUGGAGGUUCGCUAAUUAAAACUUAACACAUUUUUUCAUCGCCUUCAGACUACACCAACGUCUCGACGACGAAACGAGAAGAAAGCAGCACAAUAAAGGAGUGAGGGGAGCAGUGGGCAGCAGCGGUGGCCGCGCCCAGGAAUCAUUUUUGGUGAUUUAACCCCCAAUUCCAACCCUUGAUGCUGAGUGCCAAGCAGGGAGACCAACACCGACUACCUGAUGAGAGCGACGGUGGUCUAUCACAGCCUCAGAGGAAGGUUCUAGCGGCUUGGCAAGGCGCCUUUGAGCAAGGCAGGAGCUCGUCAGUGGUUCUCCAGCAGGUGGCGGUGUUGGAAAAGGUGCAGGCGUUCGCCAGGUGUUGGAGGAGGCCAGUCGACGCUUUCUGAAUGGGACGCAGCAAACAUCCCUCCUCCUCCUCCUCCUCUUCCUCCAUGUGAAGAUGUUCCGUGACGAGAGUGUGUGUUCGAGUAGGGUGAAGCCCAUCUCAGGUUGGAUUCCAGCGAGCCACAAACUGACCGCAGAUCAGCCGUCUUACUUUGUUGCCUCCUGCUUUGGAUGGUGAUCACCAGUGUUGGACACCCCUUAAAACGAUGUUGACCAUCUCUGUUCUGCUGCUGUUGUUCCUCCCACAUCAUCCUAUCUCCGCCUCCCCGGUUGCCAAGGAUCAGUCGGUUUGUAGCAGAACUUUCUGUGGAGCCGGCCGCGAGUGCGUGUCCGACGACGGAGGCCGGCCCGUCUGUCGCUGUCUGCAGCGGUGUGACGUCUCCGAGCACUGGGUGUGCGCCAGCAACGGCAGGUCCUACAGGAACCACUGUGAGCUGCACCGAGACGCCUGCGUCACCCGCACCAAGAUCCACGCCGAGACCACGGGACGCUGUCCAGAGAAGCCGGCCAAGACGGACGUGAGUCCAAUCGUGUGUUUCCUGUCUGAUCGCGACUGGCUGAGGGAGCGAGUGAUCCAGUGGGUCCAGCAGGAGGUGGGAUCUGACGCCUCAUUAGUUAAACAGCUCAUGCAAACUUACUUUCAGAUGUACGAUAAUGGAGAUUCUCAGCUGGAUUCCAAAGAGUUCUUAAGUUUUCUGCAACAUAAUGAAACGGCACUGAACCUCAACUCCUCCAACACCUUGGAGACCAACACUCUGCUCAGGUCUUUGUGUGUUGAUGCUUUGAUCGAGCUGUCAGACGAGAAUGCAGAUUGGAAAUUAAGUCCGACAGAAUUUAUUAAUUGUUUGACGCCGACCUACCAUCCACCUGAAAGACAAUGUGCUUUGGAGGAUGAAGUGUUUGAGGAUGGCACCGAGACUCGGCUGGAGUGCAACAAGUGUGUGUGUGCGUGUGGAAACUGGGUGUGCACCGCUCUGACCUGCAACGGAGAGCCUCGUGUGGAAGUGAAGAAUGAAGAAGAGGAGGAGGAGGAGGAGGAGGAGAUGACCGAGGAAGAAUGGAGCAAGAGGGUGGCUGAACUCAGUGCUUCACAGGAGAGCUUGGCCAUGCAGUCUUAAGGCCACUUUUGAAGCAACCCAUCAGAGAGCGGACAUGGAAAAUACUGUCAACAUAACUGUGCAGGUUUUAUUCAUUGUCAACACAUCACUUUUCUGUGUAAUAUUCAACUAAAAGAUGGUUCACGUCACUUUUAGCAAGGCAUCAAGUUGUGUUUAUACUUUGUGUUAUCGUAAUCUGAUUGGACGAGAAUAAUUAGUUAAAAGCAUAUUUUGACAGCUUAAGGCAGGGGUGUCAAACUCGUAUUCAUUGAGGGCCACAUCACAGUUAUGGCUUUCCUCGGAGGGCCGCUUGUAACAGUAAAUCAGGGGUGUCCAAACUACGGCCCGCGGGCCAAGUGUGUUAGAUUCAUUCAGGAAUCUAAUUUUAAUUAUCUGACUGUAUAACUGGUGCAACUUUGACGUGGUCUUCUGGACAAUGUCAGUAAUUCAUGGAAAUUACCAUGAAUUGCACUCUAAAAUGUACUCAGCACAGAAUGUUUAUAUAUGACCCAAUCCAAACAACUUUCCCACUCUUGGCGCAAAUAAACCAACACAAAAAGUCAACACACAACACAACCUGCUCACUGAACUUUGUGGAUAUUAUUAAAAAUGUCCAAGCACAACACAUAAUACAAAAUUACACCCGUAUGAAUUCUUUACAAAGCAUGAUGGGAAAAAUGCAAAACACUCUUGCCACAUCCACACUUAUCCAUGUUUGGCGCAUUUUAGUUGGCUGAUAUUUCUAAAUGAUUACAAAACUUUAAGAAGGUUGUCACGGAAGUAAACAAGGUAAGAGUCGAAGUUUCACAUACUCUUAAUGUCCUAUCAUAUUAAUUAUAUAUCCAGUAUAUUAAUAUAAUCCGUAUAUAUAAAUAUGUACACACACAUAUAUAUGAUAUAUAUGUGUAUAAACUGUAU
Molecule: messenger RNA, 2596 nt
Organism: Entelurus aequoreus (snake pipefish)
Lineage: Eukaryota; Metazoa; Chordata; Actinopteri; Syngnathiformes; Syngnathidae
Product: follistatin-related protein 1-like
Exons: 14
Coding region: 788-1699 (303 amino acids)
Biological process (GO): regulation of BMP signaling pathway; multicellular organism development; cell differentiation
Molecular function (GO): protein binding
Source: RefSeq, a predicted model, not a curated record